AUGCUUUCUCUCUUCGUUCCUAGCAUCGCCAUCAGUGUCAUAGGCGCUUUUCUUCUAGCCGUCGUCCGUCUGUUCAGGCCGAAAAAGCCCAAGUACAAGCCGCUGCCGGGCCCCAAAGGUCUACCAUGGGUCGGGCCUUUCCACAAGUUCCCUUCCAAGGAUGUGUACAAGAAGUUUGCUGAAUGGCACGAAGAAUAUGGUCCAAUCUACCAGUUCACUCUCUUCGGUGUCAAACACAUCCGUGUCAACAGCGAGAAGGUGUGCCAGGAUCUUCUCGCAAGGCGUGGAGCAUACUAUUCCAACCGCGCGCCCACACCCAACAUCCCAGGCGCCAAAACCGACGCGGAGUAUCUCCCUCUUUUGGACAACAAUGGUGAGUAUUACUUGAAUCAUUUUCGAAUGUCGCUGAUCGAUCACGCAGCGGCACUUACAAGACACCGUAAAUUCGCUCACCAAUGCCUGUCCGAGACCUACAAUUACGACAUGUUCGGCUUCACGCACCUCGAGAUCACGCGGAUGAUGGUUUCGCUGAUGAAGGACAACCGAAACUAUCCCGAUCUCGCUGAAGAGUUCACCCAUCGUGUGAGCGCGCGCCUCGCCUGGGAAGACCCCAAGCUAAGCCGUGGGUUGAACCGAAGCUCGGCUGGUCUACUUGCUGCCAUCUCUCCGGCAGGGAAGCUACCGAACAGGUUUCCAGUCGUGCAGAAGUUGCCUGACUUGAUCAACCCUUGGUAUUGGCAGGAAAAGGCGCGCCAUGAUGCUCAAAGGGAAUUCUGGGUCGGGGCCAUGCAAUCCGUCAAAGCCAAGAUGGACGCUGGUAUCCCCGGUCAUUCCUGGUCUCGCACGUUCUUCAAGGACAAGGAGCGCUUGAAGUUCCCCGAUGGCUCCCCAGACGAGAAGGAGGGUGCUUUCGCGAUAGGCAUGCUUGCUAUCACAGCAUCACUACCCAUGUCUUCGCCCAUCCAGACCUACUACCUCGCUAUGUGCCACUACCCCCAUUGGCAGAAGCGACUACAAGACGAGAUCGAUGAGGUUUGCGGCCCCGACCGUCUACCCACAUGGGCCGACGCACCGAAGCUUCCGGUACUGAGAGCGAUCGGCAAAGAGCUGAUCCGCUGGAGACCGCCAGUCCCUACGGGCGUUCCCCACGAAGCUGAGAGAGAUGAUGAAUACGAUGGCUACUUCAUCCCGAAGGGUGCGCUCAUCCAUGCUACCGAGUGGGCGCGUCGGAGUGACGAAUCUUUGUACCCCAACCCGGAAGAGUUCAAUCCAGAUCGCUAUCUGAACCCGAGAUAUCCCACUUACAAGGAGCCUCUGACGAAGUACCCCAACGUCAUCAACCACCACGUCUUUGGUUAUGGUCGUCGCAAUUGCUUGGGUAUGGAGAUUGUAGACUACCAGCUGGUCACAAUCAUGGGUUCUUUGGCCUGGGCAUUCAAUGUCACCAAGAAGAAGAACAAAAUUGGCAUUGAAGAUUGGACAGACUUGCUCAUUACUCGGCCGGAGGUGUUCGUCUUCGACAUCAAACCAAGAGAUGCGCAUAAAGAGAAGAAGCUUGUGGCCAUGUAUGAGGAGGCAUUGGUGGAACAUCCUGAUCUUGCUAUCUGA
Messenger RNA from Alternaria ethzedia, 1608 nucleotides. RefSeq lists its product as uncharacterized. The transcript has 4 exons. Gene Ontology annotation, molecular function: monooxygenase activity; heme binding; oxidoreductase activity, acting on paired donors, with incorporation or reduction of molecular oxygen. NCBI's taxonomy places the organism in Eukaryota, Fungi, Ascomycota, Dothideomycetes, Pleosporales, Pleosporaceae. The coding region runs from base 1 to 1608 and encodes 535 amino acids. The record is from RefSeq and is a predicted model, not a curated record.